UUCACGUGGUUACUGGUUGGUGAGCUGGUUGGAGAAUUCAUGCUGUUCUUCGGCGAAUUUUAUUUACUUUUAUUUUAUUUGCAAAUAUUAAAUAUAAACCACGAAUAAGUAAUUACGUAAAAGCAUAUACUUAGCUAAUCAAAGAAAAUGCAUAAAACUGGCGCAACUCGAUAUCAGAAAUUCCUGAAAGCUGAGAAAAGUAAAACGAAACUAAAGGGUAAAAAAGAUAAGGAACUGCCGAAAGGGACAAACGUGACCAAAACCAAUUUCAAAGUAAAGAAAAUCAUAAUAAGAGAACAACUGAAGAAACACGAAUCAACAGAUGUUUUGUCGACGAGAAAACUUAACGUGAAGGAACUUCUAUCACGCCUCAAUCACUUUAACACAAACGUACGAGUAGACGCACUUGAUGGAAUAAAAGAAUUAAUAUCCUCUCACCCUGAAGUAUUACUACAGAAUCUGGGCCAACUGAUUAACGGAGUAACUGCUUUAACACUAAAUGUUGAGAAAAAUGUGCGACAAUCGGCCCUUAAAGUUUUACACUUGGUUCUUUCGAACAUAUCUCAAGAGAACAUUGAGCCAUUUUUUGAUGUCAUGUCCACAUAUCUGAGAAAUGCUAUGACCCACAUAGACAGUAGAAUUCAAGAGGAUUCAUUAUUGUUCUUAGAUAUUCUCCUUUUAUGUACUCCUACAAAGUUAGCUGAAGAUUUCAACAAAAUAAUACCCAACUUCCUAGACAUGAUAUCAAAGUUACGCUCAGAUCAACCUGGUAGAACUCUCACCGUCAAUAUGAACAGUCAAAUCACAAGUGUGAAGUGGAGGGGCAAAGUUUUCCAACGACUAAGAGAUUUGAUGCAGAAGUUUGCAGAAUAUAACAACAUCAAUCAAGAAAUCAGCAUGGCAGCCAAUACCCAUUACUUCAAGGAUAACAAUCCAAUGAACUACUAUCCUCUUUUUGAUAAAACUUAUAUAGCUAAUUGUUACAUUUCAUGCUUUUCCUCCAAAAAUUCUGAAAUCUCCCUAGUCACAGAUGACAUUGAAAGGUUCAGAGAGUAUAUAGACAUACUAUUUCCAUUGCUUUUUGAAACAUGGGUUGAGAUGUGCCCAAAUAAGAAAUCAGAAACAAAUUUCGAGAUGGUUGUAGGUGAAGAUUCUGCUUUGCUUUUAAAACAUAUACUAGAGAUUAUUUUUUUAACUUGGAACUUUGUCAAGCAUUUCAAUAAAAAGAACUCUGCAUCAAAUAUAGGCAGUAUAUUCUCACAAAAAUAUAGGAAUUCGUUCAGCCAACAUUUUGUCAAUUCGUUUCCAUAUGCAACUGUUAUACGAUCAAAGCAGGGUAAAAGUGACGAAGAAACUGUUUUAGACCCAAAGUUGGUAGAGGAAAAUCUCAAAAUAUGCCAAUUAUUCAUUCAGUUUAAUCCAAAUGUUGAUAAAAAGCAUCAGGGAAAAGAAAUUUCAGCUGUGCUUGGUUACAUUGAGAAAAUAUUUGGCCAGAAUAUUAAUGAUUAUAUUGAUGAUGUUGUUAUCAAUAUUUUACUAUCACUUUUCUCAAUAGAAUCUGUGGGUUGGAGUAAAACAUUGCUGGUUUUGGAUGCAUUGUUCAGAAAAAUAAUUUGGGUGUAUUUUAACAAAGCUAUCACCAAUUCUUAUAAGCAGAAGAUAUUUGGUCUGCUUUGUAAGAUAGCUUUGAACGACAAGCUUUCGCAUUUCCAUAGCAGUGAGGCUUUUGAGAUGUGGCUAAAACAUUUACCAGAUAUUUUGCUAAGUGAAAGUGUAAACAACGAUACAAUUAACAUUAUCCAUCGAUUUGCUGCCACUAAUAAUAAUGUUUUCAACACAGUUGUCAAGCCCAAGUUACUGAGUAUUAUUGAAAACCUUCCAAAGAUUUCAAUAUCUGAUUCUGAAGAUGAUAUCGCCUAUCACAAACUUUUAUCCACUUUCUAUUGGAUCAAAACAUGGGAUAAAGACUCAUUAAAUCUUUUAGAGAAUCAGCUCUUAAAUAAUGUUUACAAAGGUGAUAGUGGAAAAUACAUUUUCGAUACUUUAAGGCUUCGUAGCGGAAUACACGUGUAAAAAAUAAAUGAUUAUUAUAUUUCAA
Molecule: messenger RNA, 2098 nt
Organism: Aricia agestis (brown argus)
Lineage: Eukaryota; Metazoa; Arthropoda; Insecta; Lepidoptera; Lycaenidae
Product: testis-expressed protein 10
Exons: 2
Coding region: 148-2073 (641 amino acids)
Cellular component (GO): MLL1 complex; nucleus
Source: RefSeq, a predicted model, not a curated record